GACAGCUAAUGGCGGCGGCCGCCUGAGUCGGGCGGGCGGCAGAUUGGGGCCGCCAGAGGCGCGCUGCUGGACCUUCCGGGGCGCCGCUCCCCUCCCGACGGCGGUUUCCCCGCGGCGGAGGGUUCGGCGCGCCAUGGACAGGCCGGCGGCGGCGGGGGCGGCGGCGGCGGCGGCGGCGGGGGGAGCGGCGGCGGCGGCGGCGGCAGGAGGCCCCCUCGGGUCGUGGGGGCCCCCGCCGCCGGCUCCCGGCAGCCCAGCGUGGAGACCCUGGACAGUCCUACAGGAUCACAUGUUGAAUGGUGUAAACAGCUUAUAGCUGCUACAAUUUCUAGUCAGAUUUCAGGUUCAGUGACAUCAGAAAAUGUAUCCAGAGAUUACAAGGCUCUAAGGGAUGGAAAUAAGCUGGCACAGAUGGAAGAGGCGCCCCUUUUCCCAGGAGAAUCAAUCAAGGCCAUUGUGAAAGAGGUCAUGUAUAUCUGCCCAUUUGUGGGAGCAGUGAGUGGCACCCUGACAGUGACAGACUUUAAGAUGUACUUCAAGAACGUAGAGAGAGACCCGCAUUUCGUCCUCGAUGUCCCCCUGGGAGUGAUCAGCAGAGUUGAGAAGAUAGGAGCGCAGAGCCAUGGAGACAACUCUUGCGGCAUAGAGAUCAUGUGCAAGGAUAUGAGGAACUUGCGACUUGCUUAUAAACAGGAAGAACAGAGUAAACUAGGGAUAUUUGAAAACCUCAACAAACAUGCAUUUCCUCUUUCCAAUGGGCAGACACUCUUUGCAUUCAACUAUAAAGAAAAAUUUCCAGUGAAUGGAUGGAAAAUUUAUGAUCCGGUAUCUGAAUAUAAAAGACAGGGCUUGCCAAAUGAGAGUUGGAAAAUAUCCAAAGUAAACAGUAAUUAUGAGCUCUGUGACACCUACCCCGCCAUCAUUGUCGUGCCAACUAGUGUAAAAGAUGACGACCUUUCAAAAGUGGCAGCGUUUCGAGCAAAAGGCAGAAUCCCGGUGUUGUCAUGGAUUCAUCCAGAAAGUCAGGCAACGAUUACCCGUUGCAGCCAGCCACUUGUGGGCCCUAAUGAUAAACGCUGCAAGGAAGAUGAGAAGCACUUGCAAACGAUAAUGGAUGCGAACGCGCAGGCUCACAAACUCAUCAUCUUUGAUGCCCGGCAAAACAAGGUCGCCAGCACCAACAAGGCAAAGGGUGGGGGCUAUGAAAGUGAAAGUGCAUACCCAAACGCAGAACUCGUGUUCCUGGAGAUCCACAACAUUCACGUGAUGAGAGAAUCGCUGCGAAAACUGAAGGAGAUCGCGUACCCGGCCAUUGACGAGGCGCGGUGGCUGUCCCACGUGGACGGGACGCACUGGCUGGAGUACAUUCGGAUGCUUCUUGCUGGGGCAGUAAGAAUUGCUGAUAAAAUAGAAUCUGGGAAAACCUCGGUGGUGGUGCACUGCAGCGACGGUUGGGACCGGACAUCCCAGCUGACGUCUCUGGCCAUGCUGAUGUUGGACAGUUAUUACCGCACCAUUAAAGGAUUCGAGGCUCUCAUAGAAAAGGAGUGGAUAAGCUUUGGACAUAGGUUUGCACUGCGAGUGGGCCAUGGCAAUGACAACCAUGCAGAUGCUGACCGAUCCCCUAUAUUUCUUCAGUUUAUUGACUGUGUUUGGCAAAUGACAAGACAGUUUCCUUCAGCAUUCGAGUUUAAUGAACUAUUCUUGAUUACAAUUUUGGAUCACCUUUAUAGCUGUCUCUUUGGGACUUUCUUGUGCAACUCUGAACAGCAGCGACUGAAAGAGGAUGUAUAUACAAAGACUAUAUCUUUAUGGUCUUAUAUCAAUAGCCAGCUGGAUGAAUUUUCUAAUCCCUUCUUUGUGAAUUAUGAAAACCACGUCCUAUAUCCUGUUACUAGUCUGAGUCAUUUGGAAUUAUGGGUAAACUAUUACGUGCGAUGGAAUCCACGAAUGAGGCCUCAGACGCCCAUCCACCAGAACCUCAAGGAGCUGCUGGCCGUCCGUGCGGAGCUGCAGAAGCGGGUGGAGGACCUGCAGCGGGAGGUGGCCGCGCGCGCCUCUGCCUCAUCUGAGCGGGGCUCCUCACCGUCACACUCGGUCACGCCCGUGCACACGUCGGUCUGA
Messenger RNA from Lipotes vexillifer (Yangtze River dolphin), 2124 nucleotides. RefSeq names its product myotubularin related protein 1 (gene MTMR1). Gene Ontology annotation, molecular function: phosphatidylinositol-3,5-bisphosphate 3-phosphatase activity; phosphatidylinositol-3-phosphate phosphatase activity. The transcript is spliced from 16 exons. The record is from RefSeq and is a predicted model, not a curated record. Gene Ontology annotation, biological process: phosphatidylinositol dephosphorylation. Gene Ontology annotation, cellular component: membrane; cytoplasm. Lineage: Eukaryota; Metazoa; Chordata; Mammalia; Artiodactyla; Lipotidae. Bases 412 to 2124 code for a protein of 570 amino acids.